AUGGCGCCCGAAGCCCUGCUCUCGCAUCUCCACCGCGCAGACGGCUCCGCAACAUACACGCACAACGGAUACUGCAUCAUCGGCGCGGUCAAUGGGCCGAUCGAAGUGCAGCGAAGGGACGAGCUGCCGGAGGAAGCGACGGUGGAGGUCAAUGUGCGGCCUGCAGCCGGCGUUGGAAGUCCGAAAGAAAGGCAUCUAGAGACGCUGCUGCACAACACGCUGCGGAGCAUCAUCUUGACGAGGGUCAUACCGCGGACGCUGGUGCAGAUCACGCUGCAGGUUAGGAGCUUGCCGGAUGAGGAAGGCGCGGCUGGCGUGCAUCCUAGUCUACUCCUCCUCCCGCACCUCCUCCACACAUCCCUCCUCGCACUCCUUAGCGCCUCAAUCCCCCUCUCUACAACCUUAACCUCCGUCCUGAUCGCUAUUCCCUCCUCGCCCACGUCCAAGUCCGGCGCCCCUCUCGUCUCGCCCACCGCAACGGAUCUGCUUCGCGCGAAACCCAUACGCUCAGUGCACGUUUUCGCAUUCUCGGGCGACAAUAGGUUGUUGUUGAAUGAGAGCGACGGCGUAUUCAGCUUCGACGUAUGGGACGAGGCAUGUGAGACGGCGGAGGAAGCGUGCUGUAGAGAAGAGGGCGGAGUGGGGUUGGUAGGCGAGGGGAUGGAGGUUGAUGGGAAGGAGAGCGCGAAUCUGGAAGAGUGGCUGAGAGUGGUUGUGAGGAGGAAGGUGGAACAUGAGCAGAGGUGGAAGGUUGCUACUUGA
Molecule: messenger RNA, 762 nt
Organism: Trematosphaeria pertusa
Lineage: Eukaryota; Fungi; Ascomycota; Dothideomycetes; Pleosporales; Trematosphaeriaceae
Exons: 3
Coding region: 1-762 (253 amino acids)
Biological process (GO): poly(A)-dependent snoRNA 3'-end processing; nuclear mRNA surveillance; U4 snRNA 3'-end processing
Cellular component (GO): nuclear exosome (RNase complex); nucleolus; cytoplasmic exosome (RNase complex)
Source: RefSeq, a predicted model, not a curated record